Messenger RNA from Staurois parvus, 228 nucleotides. The record is from the annotation of a GenBank genome assembly. NCBI's taxonomy places the organism in Eukaryota, Metazoa, Chordata, Amphibia, Anura, Ranidae.
AUAAAGCUUUUACUCAGAAGUCAAGUCUUUUCACACACCAGAGGAUUCACACUGGAGAGAAGUCAUAUCAGUGUUUCUGAAUGUGAUAAAGCAUUUACUCAGAAGUCACAUCUUAUCAACACCAGAGGAUUCACACUGGAGAGAAGCCAUAUCAGUGUUCUGAAUGUGAUGAAAGCUUUUCACAUAAGUCAAGUCUUAUCUGACACCAGAGGAUUCACACUGGAGUGA